AUGAAGUUUAUUGCAGUCGCCCCCUUAUUUGCGGCCGUGGCGCUGGCCUCAUCUUCACCUCCAGCUCUUAUACCUACCGGAAUCAGUGCCAACUGCACCCAAUUCUUGACCACAUUCAACGCAGACACGAGCCUGUCGAGCUGUACAUCCCCUCUCAUCAGUGCGACUUCGCAAUUUGGGCCCAACGCCAGCGACAGCUCAGACCCCAGCGCGUCCACCGUCGAAAGCUCACUGGGAACCCUUUGCGGCUCGACUUCCGCGUGCUCUUCCUCGUCGAUUCGCACUUCUAUCGCAUCAUUCUACGCAGCAUGCACCACUGAGCUCACCUCAAGCCCAAAUGCAGCAGUACAGCGGACGUACGAUGUGCUAUACUCUCUCAUCCCGCUCUCGCAGGCGAUGUGCAGCAAAGAUGACAAUGGCAAGUACUGCGUGCUUGAUAUCUCAUCUGCGGGCACAAAUUCCUCUGGCGUGAACAACGGCGCAUCCUCGUCCAGUGGCGCAUUCUCCUCCAUUUCGUCGUACCUCUGGAGCUCGGCCUCGAGCACAACUCCAUCUGUCUCGAAGCGUCAGUCGUCUUCGUCGCAGGCACCCAUCUCGAUCGUCCCCAACGUCACCACGUUCAGCGAAAAUAACAUCCUCUUCCUUUUCCUGUCUCCGAACCUCUCGUCUUCGGAACUCUGCACGACGUGCACGCGCAACAUCCUCACUUCUUACAUUGCAUUUGAGACUGACGUCCCGUAUGCGCCCGGCAUAAACGAGAGCCCUCUCAUGAAGGGCCAGUCUGCUCUCUAUGAGGCCGUCCAGAACACCUGCGGCGCGGGCUUCCUCAGUGGCGCUGCGGAGGCAGCAGGUUCGCUUUCCGGUGGACUUCUCGGCUCGGGUGCGCCCAAGACGAUUGGCACCAGCACAACUGCUAUUUGUAUCGCCAUGGGAACGGUCUUCUUGGGACUGGUGGCGAUUUUGUAG
This is a messenger RNA of Fibroporia radiculosa, 966 nucleotides long. RefSeq lists its product as uncharacterized. The record is from RefSeq and is a predicted model, not a curated record. Lineage: Eukaryota; Fungi; Basidiomycota; Agaricomycetes; Polyporales; Fibroporiaceae. The transcript is spliced from 2 exons. Bases 1 to 966 code for a protein of 321 amino acids.